AUGGCGUGCAGGACUGCGCUCCGCUCCGCUCUGCUUAUAGAAGCGUGGCGACCCGUUCAUCUCGCUCGGAGCUCCGCCUCCGCCUCGUUCAGGACCCGCGGAUUCUCCUCCCCCAGGCUGAGCCGCCACUUCAGGACCCGAGACAUCCACUUGGCGCGACGGACUCACCCCAACUGCUCCCACAACGAAAACUCGCCGGCUUUGUCGGAGGACGACCAGGGCCCGCCGCAAGAGGCCAUCUUGAAAGCAAUUUCAGAGGUGUCGAAAACAGAAGGUAGGGUUGGGCAGACGACGAAUGUGGUUAUCGGAGGCACGGUGGCGGAUGAUUCUACGAAUGAAUGGGUCGACUUGGAUCAAAAGGUAAAUUCGUACCCGACUGUUAGAGGGUUCACAGCAAUUGGAACUGGAGGGGAUGAUUUUGUGCAAGCUAUGGUUGUUGCUGUCGAGUCCGUAAUUCAGCAACCUGUUCCAGAGUUAUCCACUGAGAAAUAUCUUAUUGCAAGCUCAAAGCUCCUAAAGAGGAGUGAGAAAUGUGCUCAAAAACGAUGUUGA
Molecule: messenger RNA, 552 nt
Organism: Pyrus x bretschneideri (Chinese white pear)
Lineage: Eukaryota; Viridiplantae; Streptophyta; Magnoliopsida; Rosales; Rosaceae
Exons: 4
Coding region: 1-552 (183 amino acids)
Source: RefSeq, a predicted model, not a curated record